UCGCUCACAACAUGGCGAUGAAGCGCGCAGAGACACGACGGCUUUUCCCGGACUGAAAAGCGGGGACCCUGUUUGUUUGUAUGCUGCUUACUGGAGACCUCCUGCGUUUACCGGGACACUGCGCGAGCGAGCACUUUUACGAGGACGUUAAUACGGAUUCGUGUCGAUUUGAACGCAUGUAGCUUUGUUUUUUUUUUCUCCUGUCGGGUGGGAAAAAUCUAAAGGAGGAUGUCCAUGGCGCUGAAUACCUGGGUCCUCUGUCUGCUUUCGAUAUUGUGCUGUGGAUUGGCUGUGCAAGAAAACCCCAUGUCUGUGGAGCUGAGCUGUGGUGCUGGUCCCAUCCACGUGGUUCUGGAACUUUCUCAUCCUCUGCUGCUUGACUGCCACUUGGGGAGCUCAGAGACUCCACUGAACAUCACCUGGCUCCAGGACGGUGUGGUGCUGAGCGAGAGCGAGGUCAUCCGACUGCUUCCCAACGGCUCCUUGCUGCUUCUGCCUUCGGUCCAUGACGAGAAAGCGACAGCGGGGAUGGAGGGAGCCUACAGCUGUCUGAGCGGGAGCUCCUCCGGGACGCUCACCAGCCGCAGCGUCACUCUGCAGAUCGCCAGACUGUCUCCUUUCCUCCGGCACCCCGAGCCUCAGGUUGUACCGGUUGGAGGAACCGCACGCUUCGAAUGCCAGAUAGACGGUGUACCUGCUCCCAGCAUCACCUGGGAGAAGAACCACACGCCACUUCCUGUACCCACUGCGUCAGUCAGUACACCGAGGUUUGUAACACUUCCAAACGGCAUCCUGCAGGUUUUGGACGUCACGGUAGAUGACAGAGGUCUGUACCGCUGCGUGGCAUCUAACUCUGCUGACAUGCUCUACAGCCAAGAUGCUUCACUAACUGUUACAUCAGGUCCUUCAGAGGACAGUGAAGUGAUGAUUGUAGCUCCACCACGUGACUUGACGGUGGUUUUGGGACGACCUGCGGUGCUGGAGUGUAUGGCUUAUGGACAGCCAAAACCUUUUGUGUCCUGGAGUAGACAAGAUACGAAGCCCAUUGCUGCAGAUGUGCUUGUGCUCGCCACCAACCUCGUAAUACCUCACACCCUCAGCCACCACGCUGGAGUGUACGUGUGUCGCGCCAACAAGCCCAAAACGCGAGAGUUCGUCUCGUCCUCUGCUGAGAUCCACGUGCUGGCCCCUCCGGUGAUCGUGAAACCUCCUGAGUCGGUGUCGCUGUCUCGGGGGAACACGGCAAGGUUUGUGUGUAACAGUUCUGGUUCUCCAGCUGCGUCUCUGCUGUGGCUGAAGGACGGUGACCGUCUGCAGUGGACGGCGCGGGUGAAGACUCAGAGCCCCGGGGUUCUCCUUAUCAACCAGCUGCGGCCAGACGACGCCGGAUAUUACCAGUGCCUCGCCUCCAACGUCCUGGGUACUGCCUGUGCCACCGCCAAACUGUCUGUCAUUGUGAGGGCGGGGCUUCCCAGUCCUCCGCUUCACCUCCAGGCCACGCCUCAAUCCAGCACCUCUGUUCUACUCACAUGGGAUCCUCCAGAGCACAACCGUGAGCAGGUGAUCGGCUUCUCCAUCCACUACCAGCGGGCCACAGCAGGGUUUGAUAACAUGGAGUAUCAGUUUGCGGUGAACAACGACACGACGGAGUUCCACGUGAAGGAGCUACAGCCUCACACGGCCUACACCUUUUACAUGGUGGCUUAUUCGCCCGAGGGAGCCAGCCGUCCAUCUCAGUCCAUCACCGUGGAGACGGUGGAGGACGCAGAAGAGGUGUUUUCAGUGGAGUUGGAUGGUAAUGAGACUCAUGUGACUCUGAGAGAUCAGAAGCCCAAUCACACAAACCAGAUACAGACGGCUGCAGGAACACGUGCGGGUUUUGGUGAACCUUUAGAGUGGACCUUUCCCCAAAUGCCCAACCUUACUCAGGUGCUCUUUCCUCCAGCUGAGCUCAAAGUGACGGCUAAGAUGCAUUCCCUCCACGUCACGUGGCAGCCGCCACCCAAUCACACGCAGAUCACUGGCUACAAGCUGGCUUAUCGGGAAGUGGAUGGCAAGGAGGCGACCAAUCGAGAGAGUCCUCAGGCUGAUGCUUCUCACAUCAGGUUACGCAAGCGAGUAAAGCAUUAUGAAAUCACGGGCCUCGCUCCUGAUCGCCUGUAUGAAGUGAAAGUGUGGGCAUGUAAUAAGCAGGCUGCAGGCUAUCCUGCGAUAUGGAAGGGUCGGACCGAGAAAUUCACUGACCGAGUUCGACCCCUGGAACACCCACCCCCACUGCCCCCCAGCAUUGUUAAAGCUCAGGCUAACAGCUCCACCUCCAUCUGGCUGCAGUGGGAGAAACCGGCGUUCAGUAACGUACGCAUCAUUAACUACACGAUACGCUGCAGUCCUGCUGGCAACCGCAACGCCUCACUCGUCUCCUACUACACCAGCACGUCUCAGGAGAUCCUGUUGGGUGCGCUGAAACCCUUCACCCGCUACGAGCUGGCCAUCCAGUCCAACGGCAUCAGCGCCGGCGGGCCCUUCAGCAGCACUGUGGAGGAGUCCACACUCGCUGACCGACCCUCAUCUCCACCUACAGACCUACAGCUGAGUGCCAUCGACUCCUUCUCGGUGUUGGUGAGCUGGCGCCCCCCUCUGGAGCCUAAUGGCAUUAUUGUUAGCUACAGACUUCUCUACAACGGCAACCUGAGUCAACCGGACGACCUGUGGACCAACCUGAGCCAUGACGGAUCUUUCACCAGCACAGAGGUUCUGGGUCUUAUGAGCGGGACACGGUACUACUUUAAGAUAGGGGCAUGUACGGAGGUUGGCGUGGGGCCGUUCUCUCCGGUGAAGGAUGUACACACUCCUCCGCAGAAAUACGAGUUGGACAUUCAUGCUGUCACUGGGAUCAUCGUCGGCGUCUGCCUUGGGCUUCUCUGCGUCCUCGUCUGCAUGUGUGUUAGCUUCCGCAACGGAAAAAGCCGUGACGCCCCAGGAGGGUUGGAGCCCAGUCUGUUGCACCCGCAGUACCGCAGGAGCGCCCAUCCUGCACCAGCUGUCAUACCGAACUGCACAGAUUGCCAUGAACUGGAGACUCUAAUGCCACCCGGAGUCCAGGAUCCUGUCCUGCCCCUGACUGAACCUACUGAGCAGCAAAGUCUCAUGGGUAGUGUGGGGGGAGCUUAUGACGCACUGACAGAUCUGAAGCCAAGCUGGAACGGUUCGGUGAGCCGGGAGUGGGCCAGUCGGAUCAGCGCCUACAGAGAGACGGUAACCGAAAAGUCGCCGUGUCUUGUUAGCGAAGCUCAGGAUGCAAAGGAGAGAAAGAACAAUCUUGAGGAUCAUCCGCAGUCUCUCGGCUCAAACCAGUUAGAGGCCGAGGUGAUCGUACACUCAGAGCGGUCCGAUACAGCGGAGGAGGCUCAGGAGAUUCGGAGUGACGCCGAUCACUCUCUGGGGUCUCCCGUUUCGCACGUUUCUUACAGAGAGGACGCUUCACCUCUGUCAUUAUCCUCAAUCAAUACUGACACUGAAAACCAUCCCUCAUCUCCGUGCAACCUUAACCACUUACUGGCUAAUCACAACGGUCCGCUGGAAAACGGGCUGGCCCAGCUGACUCUGGGAGGUGUUACAGAAGACGGGGUAUCUCCCAAGCACCUCCAAACCACCCUAGAGAACGGAGAUCACAGACUCCACCCUUCAAAGCAGCCUCUGUCUCAGAUAGGACUGUCGACUUCCUCUCCAGCCUUCGCUAGGUCCGGCAUGGUCCGCUCUACCUCAGGUGCGCACAGCUACCUGUGCUCCUAAGCAUUAAACCAAGAGGAGGAAAUGAACCAUGAUGCCAAUAUUCCACUAUCGCAACGUAUCGUUUUAUAAAGUGUGUACAUACAGAAUAUUUUUUUAGCUCUAGAUACCAUGGGUAUGAUUUUUUUUUUUUUUCUUUUCCUGUUUUUUUUUUUUUUUAAUUGUGUGCAUGUAUUGUAUAUUCAUUUAGUAUAUAUGGAUACAUGCACGUGAUAUAAAUAGUAUAUAUAAAUAUUGUAUAUUUGGACUUUUCUUACUCUGGAGAUGGAAUCAGAUGUGAGUGUGAAGAUCAGAGCAGAACACAGGCGUAGUCCACAGUAACAAGGAGACACUUUAUUUAAAUCUCUUUGUUUACUUGUUUGGGUUUUUUUUUUGGCGUUUUUGCGCAAAAUAAUUUUCCCUAGUUUUUCAAAAACACUGACGUGUAACUGUCACGUCAUCGCCACAGUUCCAAGACGACAGAACUUCUACUGAUGCCUUUUUUUUUCUGUAUAAUUUAAUUGGUGAAACUGUGAUGGGCAAGAAAGUGUUUUAAUGUUCAUAUUGUCAAAAAACCCCCAGAAAAACACAGUGGUGGACGUUGCAUAUAUUUUGUGGGUGAGACGCCCGGCUCGACGUUUUCUGUCGUUUUCGUGUUCUGUUGCCAAAACGGAAAAUCUGAAUUUUUUUAUUAUUAAAUUUCCAGUUGUGUUAGUGUGGACUAGGCCGUAGUCAGAUGACCUGAAUAGACCAAUCAGAGAUUAGGAUCUAUAAAGCAGCCGUAGAUUUACAUCAAGGAGUUCCACAACUCUUCCACGUAUUACAGAUCACUCAGGGUUAACACACACACACACGCACGCACAUGCACACAAACACUCACACACACAUGCACACACACACACGCACACACAGUCCUGGAAGCUACACCUUUAUCGGCUUUCUUUUCAGCUUGAUGAUACCUUAUCUAUCAGUUUUAUUCAUUGCUCGCUCUCUUUCUCUCGCUCUCUCACACACACUCACACGAACACACGCACACAAACACACACACACACACACGCACACACACACACACACAGAGUCCUGGAAGCUACACCUUUUUCGGCUUUCUUUUCAGCUUGAUGAUACCUUAUCUAUCAGUUUUAUUCAUUGCUCUCUCUCUCUUUCUCUCUCACACACACACUCACACACACACACACACACACACACACACACACACACACACACAGAGUCCUGGAAGCUACACCUUUAUCGGCUUUCUUUUCAGCUUGAUGGUACCUUAUCUAUCAGUUUUAUUCAUUGCUCUCUCUCUCUUUCUGUCUCACACACACAGACACACAAACACACACACACACACACACACACACACACACACACACACACACACACACACACACACAGAGUCCUGGAAGCUACACCUUUAUCGGCUUUCUUUUAAGCUUGAUGAUACCUUAUCUAACAGUUUUAUCUAUUGCUCUCUCUAUCUCUCUCUCUCUCUCUCUCUCUCUCUCUCACACACACACACACACACACACACACUCACACACACAAACACACACAUAAUACCGCAGUUUCUGUUUGCACCUCGCAUGAAAACAGGAAAAUGCAUUAGAACCUGGUUGGAGUUAGCAAUAUACAUGGUACUUGUUGUUAGCUAGCAUAAAUGACAAAACCUCAAAAAUUCUUCAUCUACUACUAGUUAUAAGUUCAAUAUAUAAUAGUUAGCUUAAUCUUAGCUAGCUUUCUGGCAAUGGUCCUAUUUCUUUUAGACAUAAAAUAUAAUAUUAGCUAGCUUUGUAUUUAAUUUAACAAUGUAAUAGUUAGCUUAAUCUUAGUUAGCUUAAUCUUAGCUAGCUUGCCAGUGAAGUUUUAAAUGGCACAACAAUGUAGUUUAAUUAAUGUUGGCUUUCUUGUUAGGUAUUUUAGUUGAUAAUAAUAGUUACUGUAAUAUUAGCUUGCAAAUGUUGCUGCUGGUUUUUAGUUCCAGUCUUUUGGGUCAGCUAGCGUUAGUUAGCUUGCUAGCGAACGUGCCCGUUGGCGACCUUUAAUUUCACAGUAUAGUAGUUAGCAUAUUGUUAGCUAGCUUACUAGCGAAUUUGUACUGUUCACAGAAAAGUAGUUUACUUUAUGAUUAAUAUCUAGCUUGCUGUGUAAGCUAAGUAGGAGGUUUUUAUUGUGUAAAUAACACUGGUCUUUAAGUUAAGUCCUAAAAAAUGUUCUUGUGAUCCAUUUUUUCUGUGUUUAUGAAAACAGUUAGCGGCUAAUCCUAAUUUCAGACGGGUGCAAACAGAUGCUUUCUACACAACAUUCCUCUGCAGGAGUUUUAUGUAAAUAAUGACGAGGAACGGCUGAGAAAAGUUGAAGGAUAUGUCUAAUGUUCAUGUAGUCAAGAGUAAUUUGAGUUUAACGGGAGACCAAAAGCAUGUUUGAGGUGCUUCACACAGCUCCUUCUCCCAGCCACUACCUCAUUUGUUUAAAAUGGAUCCUAUAUAUAUAUAUUUUUUUUGUGAUUUAAUUUUCAGGAAUAAUUUAUAAUUCUGAGGUAAAUUUUGUGUCUGUGGGUUUAUAAAGAUUGUGAAUCAUAACGUUUAGCACUUGUAGAAGUCUCUCUCUAGCUCUUUUGUCUUCUGUCCAUCCAAUCAUGGCUUGCGGUGAUGGUUAGCGUUCCAUCUGACGCAUUAAUUAAGACAACCUUCACUAUAACAAACAGCGCAUCCGUAAGAGAUUAGCGGAGGACUUUCUGGUUGGCGGGAAACGCGUCCAUGCCUCACCUCACCGCACGCAUCUUAUGCAUUUCUCAGGGAGCUCUGACACACACAUACACAGUGCAGGGAAUCCAAGCAGAUAAAAGAAGAAAGCAAACAUGUCUGUUAAACACUGUUCCUGUGUUCAUUCAGCCAUAAUUAGCUUUUUUGUCUUGUUCUUUAUCUUGUUCUUCCUCAACAGUGAUGCAUGCUCUCUCUCUCUCUCUCUCUCUCUCUCUCUCUCUUUUUCUCUCUCUCUCUCUGUACUGCUGCUAAGAGCAGAAACGUUUUUUUCCCUUUAUAUGCAUUCGAAACGAUUAUUUAAGCGUCUUGUAUUUUAUUUUUUUCUCCUUUUGAUAAAAGACAAAAGACUUCUAUUUCUGACAUGUUAAUUAUUUUAUUAGAAAUUUUUUACCGAAAUGAUGAUUCUCGUGUCAUACAUCAGUCUGAAGGAUUUGUCUCUCUGUGUACAUCGAUGACCAGUUCUGCAUUUUUUUUUUCCUUUUUUAACACUACGUAUUAUACUUAGAUUAAUAUUAGAAAUCUUACAACUAAAAUGAAGUCAUUUUGUAUAUAUCUCUCUCUAAAUAUAUCUAUAUAUCUAUAUAUCAGCUAAAAGCUCAAUAUUACAUCAGGGUGCCAUUUGAUUAUCCACCAACCUGAGGGUCUAGAGCCAGGUUUUCAAUAUUCUAGCCCUUAUUAGGUAUAGCUGAGUGCAAAAGUUUGUGCACACAUAGUUUUGGGGUGACAACAAACAUACAAACAUACAAACAAACAAACAAAAAAAAAACUACUGAAGUUUUGUGUUCUUUAAAUGUUGUUUUCCACUGAAAUUUCUUGUAAAUGCUCAAGACUUUACAUCCAUAUUCAUUUAUUUAUAUAUUUACUUUAGAAGUAAAGCAGUUUCCACUCACUAAAUUCCAGCUUAUUAUUUGUAGUUAUCCGCUAUUAUUUAUUACGACGGCGGAAGUUCAAAGCUGCGUCCCAAAGACCUGCUGCACGCUACGCACUUACACUAUGCACUAAACUAAUGAAUGUUAGACGGGUCGUCUCAAUUUUUUAGUAACGUCAAAGUUGGACGUCGAAGAUUGGAUUAUGGGGGUCACGGUGUCUUAGUGGUUAUCACAUUCGCCUCACACCUCCAGAGUUGGGGGUCCGAUUCCCGCCUCCGCCUUGUGUGUGUGGAGUUUGCAUGUUCUCCCCGUGCCUCGGGGGUUUCCUCCGGGUACUCCGGUUUCCUCCCCCGGUCCAAAGACAUGCAUGGUAGUUUGAUUGGCAUCUCUGGAAAAUUGUCCGUAGUGUGUGAUUGUGUGAGUGAAUGAGAGUGUGUGUGUGCCCUGCGAUGGGUUGGCACUCCGUCCAGGGUGUAUCCUGCCUCGAUGCCCGAUGAUGCCUGAGAUAGGCACAGGCUCCCCGUGACCCGAGGUAGUUCGGAUAAGCGGUAGAAAAUGAGUGAGUGAGAGUUUGGAUUAUAAUGUCGUUUAGAAUAUGGUUAAUCAUGAAAAUCAUGGGGUUAAUUAGAGACAUAUUAAGACCGCCAGAGUGUCAUCAGGUAUCUUGAAAAUGUUUUCUUAUUUAUAGUCAGAACCUGGUAGCUCCUUUUCCUCUCCCCUUCAUGCAAAGCUUGAAGUGUUUUUUUUAUACGGUAGAAACAAAGAAAGUACUUUAGGUUCUUGGGCUGCACGUCUUCUCUUCUUCUUGUUCAGUGUGAACACACAACUCACACACAUUAUGCUUUACAACGGAGUCAAAUAGAGUAUAAGAACGCGAUUUAGGACGCAGCUAAAAUCUUAUUUAUUCCACACUUCACACUUGGUACUUUUUAAUUCUGGUCAGAAGAUGUUCAGUUAUUUCAAGAACAGCAGCUCAAGUUGUGCAGCUUCAAAUAACAGGUUUCUAAUAAUUUGCUUGUUCUAAUGUUACCAUUUCCAUAGCAACAGCUCGUUCGCUGAGAUUUGUACGGCGGACGCUCCACGUAAUCUCGGACUACGAAAUAACAUUUAAAAAGUGUUGAUAUUCAACAAAGAAGUGCAUGUAAUCCUUAAUAUGUUUGUUUUAUUGAACAUUAAUGGAAGGAGUCUCCAGUGUUAGCACUUGGUAACAGUUUGUUUUCAUGAUGUUAGAUAUAAUUAAU
Molecule: messenger RNA, 8643 nt
Organism: Tachysurus vachellii
Lineage: Eukaryota; Metazoa; Chordata; Actinopteri; Siluriformes; Bagridae
Gene: igdcc4
Product: immunoglobulin superfamily, DCC subclass, member 4
Exons: 19
Coding region: 229-3792 (1187 amino acids)
Biological process (GO): cell-cell adhesion
Molecular function (GO): protein binding
Source: RefSeq, a predicted model, not a curated record